Geosmithia morbida is the source of this 2109-nucleotide messenger RNA. RefSeq lists its product as uncharacterized. NCBI's taxonomy places the organism in Eukaryota, Fungi, Ascomycota, Sordariomycetes, Hypocreales, Bionectriaceae. The record is from RefSeq and is a predicted model, not a curated record. The coding region runs from base 1 to 2109 and encodes 702 amino acids. The transcript has a single exon.
AUGGCGUCCACCACAGAGCAGCAAUUCACAGCCCUCAUGAGAAGCGCCCGCUUCAAGGACCACCUCUUCCCUCACCUGUCGACGUCGGACCUGUGCGCCAUGCGGUCCGUCUCGUCAGCCUUCUGCAACCUCGUCACCAAGGACCUCUUCACACGCAUCCAUGUCUCGUUCUCAGCCACCACCUUCACUAAGCAGCCGCGGCUAGACGCCCUGUCGCGCGUCGGCCACCACGUCGAACAUUUGACCUUUCACCUUCCGCACACCGAGGCCACGUUCCUGCCGCCGCUGAUCCACCCGGAGUCUGGAAAGGAGAUAUCCUUCUUGUACAGCCCGCACACAAGCAUGGGGUCGGUGCUCACCAGGCGCAAGUACGCCAAUCCGGAGCUGGGCGACAUCCUCACGCAGCAGUACCCGCCGAUGUUCCAUGCCGCCACCAAUGUGCCCAGCUUCAUCGCCGCCUUCAAGUGUCUCCCCAACCUCCGGCACGUCACCGUCCGCUGCCCCGGCCAGCAUCCCAGCGAGAGGUACCGCCGGGACAGCGUCGACUACGCCCUCAUCAGCCUGCGUAUCGCCAUGGAGCGCGCACCCCUCGAGAAGCUCGUCAAGCUGUCCCUCUCCGACAUCCACCCGGCUGCCUUCCUCUACCUGCGCCAUGUUGCAGGGUUCGGCUGCGUGCCGUCGGCUGCCCGCCGCUGGAGGCAGAUCCGCAAGCUGCACGUCUCGGUCGAGGCGUGGGACUUCCAGGGCCCCUCCCCGGGACCGGACCACCUCAAGGUCAUGGAUGAGUACAUCCGCAACCUGUCCCCGCACCUGGAGAAGCUGAGCUUCACCUGGCUCUCGCGCAAGGGGCCCUGCCCGCUCUCGCUGGCCGCUGAUCCCAUGUUCGCGCCAUCCCAGGCGUCCCGCAAGCUCUUCCACGAGGUCACGUCGCCCAUGUCCCCGCUGCCCAGCACGCCGCCGCGCGCGCCGAUGAAUUUCCCCAAGCUUCGGUACCUGCAGCUGCGCAACGUCUCGAUGAACGCCCCGCAGCUGAAGGACGUCAUAGCCUCGCACAAAGAUACGGUCAAGGAAUUUGACCUCGAGAGCGUGGCCCUCGCCAACACCCGCGACUGGGACGAGGCCCUGUCCCCGCUGGACAGGGACGAGGCCUGGUGGAGGAGCAGCCUCACUGCAUCGUCCGAGUACAGCCUCGUCACCAACGACAGCGACGACGACAUCUACACCCCCAGCGCUGCCGUCGAGGCUGCCAGUCGAGAACUACUCGACGUAGAGCUGGCUGGCGCGUCUGUCAUUCUAGACGAUCUCAGGGCGGCAGAGGACGGCGAUGAGGAUCUGUCGACUGUCGCCAAGAAUGAGAAAACCAUGAGUUUCACCACAAACCUCAAGAGGAGGAGGGUCCGUCGUCGCCGCAGAAGACACCACAGCGGAGACCAAGACGAGCAGGACGCCAGCAGUCGACGCUUCUGCGACGACCCGAGACCGAUGACACCUUCCCCGCUGCGCACCAAGAAGAGCCCUCACAAGGCCUCGUCCUCCUCACCGAUCAGGUCAGACCCCCGACCGACGACGCCGCCUUCCCCCCUCCAGUGCGCCGUCUCAGCCCCCAUGCUCAACCCGGAGCCGCACCCGGUCCUCCUCCAGCCGACAGUCUACGACGCGUCCACGCGGCACCGCGCCGCCCCACCACAUGAGGAUAUCUCGGCCGUCCAGCGCAACAUUGAGCAGGAGGAGGCUCACCGGCGUCUAGCCGAGGAUACCGACGCCCGUGUAUCCGCGCUGCGCAAGGCCAAGGCCGCAGUUCUCAACAAGCUCAGCCGCGAGUAUGGAGGCACCGGCAACACGAGCUGCGGAAGCAGCACCAGGAGCAGCGGCAGAAGCGGCAGCACCCGCCACGGAAGUAGGAGGGGUCAUCAAGGUGGCGGCGGCGGCGGCGGACAGAGUGUCGCCAGCAACAGUGGGUUCGCCGGCCGAACGGCUGAUGCGGUGGCGGCAUGCCGGCUCAUGGCUAGCAGGGACUUUGGCCGGUGUGCCGGCAUAGACGUGGUGGAGGAUAGGAGGACGCUGGAGAGCCGGAGCGUUCUUGUACCGCUCAUGUUCAGCCGAGCUUAG